AUACAGAUAUUUAUACACAUACAGAUGAAUAAAUGAAUCUACAGUAUAUAAUAAUAUAUCUAAAAAUCUUUGAUAUAGGAAAUGUGAUUAUUUAUUCUUUACAUAUAACAGAUGGCGAGGGUUCGAAAGUACCAGUUUCAGCUGUGCUUUCCGUGGUCGAUUUGGGCACAUGUCAAGCCAAGUAUGACCGCCUGAAUCACAAAGUCACCCUCACGGACUCGCAGAUAUGUGCAGGCAGCGAAAGAGACUCCUGUGGCGGUGACGGCGGCGGGCCUCUCAACUACUUCGACGUCAACACCCGCAGGUUCUACGUCGUUGGCAUAGUCUCGCUCGGCGUCGGGUGCGGCAACACAGACUUCCCCGGAAUCUACACACGAGUGGGCGCCUACCUCCGUUGGAUCAAAACAAUAUAGAGUGAGAAACUCUCCGACGCAGCAAUGAUUGUUGCUGGUUGUUCUGUUGCUGAAUUUAUGUCAGAUUUUUAGAACCUGGAAUUCGAGGAGUUUUUCAUAAAUGACUUUUUUUCUGAUUAUUCAACGUAGUCUAUUCUUUUACCUUAUUCCCGACACAAUAUCCUGUUUUUGAAUGGCAAAAAUGUUCUGCAUAUAAAGACAGAUAAAGGAAAUUCACUUUAGGUAGUUAAUAAUAAAUCAUGAAAAAUCCGU
This is a messenger RNA of Penaeus monodon (black tiger shrimp), 665 nucleotides long. RefSeq names its product spaetzle-processing enzyme-like. The record is from RefSeq and is a predicted model, not a curated record. Lineage: Eukaryota; Metazoa; Arthropoda; Malacostraca; Decapoda; Penaeidae. Gene Ontology annotation, biological process: proteolysis. Gene Ontology annotation, molecular function: serine-type endopeptidase activity.